This is a messenger RNA of Hordeum vulgare subsp. vulgare (domesticated barley), 1491 nucleotides long. Its product is annotated as protein transport protein SEC31-like. Bases 1 to 1257 code for a protein of 418 amino acids. The transcript has a single exon. NCBI's taxonomy places the organism in Eukaryota, Viridiplantae, Streptophyta, Magnoliopsida, Poales, Poaceae. The record is from RefSeq and is a predicted model, not a curated record.
AUGGAGGUCAUGAUGCGCCCCGCCUCGCCGACGCCGCACCGGCCCGACAGCGCGGCCGCGAGCCCGUACGCCACGGCGCCGUCCAGCCCGCACGGCCGCCUCCCGGAGCCGGCCACCCCGUUCGGCUCCGUCGAGGGAGCGGCGGCGAGGGGCAGCAGCCCGUUCCUGACGGCGCCGUCGUCGCCGAACCCGUUCGACCUCCUGCCGCCGGCCACGCCGCGCCUCGCCGGCGCCAACCCCUUCGACCUCUUCCAGCACUUCACCAGCGCGCCCGCCAGCCCCCGGCGCGCCGCGGCCAUAUACGCGCACUUCGCCGACGGGGGCCACGGCGACCGCGAGGACGAGGAGGAGGAGGAGGAUGACGACGAGGGGUUCCACCCGCGCUCGUCCUACUCCACCACCGCCUCGGCCGUGCCGUUCGACUGGGAGGAGAGGCCCGGGACGCCCAAGGCCGGGAUGGGCGGCGGCGAGGCGGCGUGGGACACGGACUUCGAGUUCGGCACCGUCGUCGACAAGACCGCGCCGGCGGAGAGCCUGACGACCGCCGACGAGCUCUUCGAGAAGGGCAGGAUCCGGCCGCUGAAGCCUCUGCUGAAGACGGCUGACGAGCUCUCCGACAAGGGCAAGAUCAGGCCGCUGAAGCCGCCGCCCGGCCUGCUCGACGGCGGGAGCGUCGGGUCGUCGCCGCGGUCGCCGAUCGCGAAAGGCGCCCUGAGGUCGCCCCGGCGACGGAGCAGGGUCGGCUCCGGCACGGACUUCGACCCGUUCGCAGCGGCGCUCCUGGAGGCGACCAAGGCGCCCUCCCCCUCCCCCUCCCCGCUCGGCGGCAAGAACACCGCCGCCGUCGCGUCAGGCUCGCCGCCCAAGAAGGACGACCCGUUCGCCGCCCGUCCAGCCUCCAGGAGCGCCGGGUGGAGGAGGUGGCGGCUCAGCGACCUCCUCCUGUUCCGGAGCUCGUCGGAAGGCGGCCGGAUCAGCAAAGACCCUCUCCCCAAGUGCCCGCCGGCUCAGCAGCCCGACGCGCCCCUCAAGAAGGCGAGCGCGCCACCACCAACGGCGGCGGCGGCCAAGUUCAACGCCAGAGCCGUCAGCAUGGACAAGCUCAAGAAGCAGAGCGGCGACAAGAGCGCGGCGGCGGCGGCAGAGGGCAUCGUCGGGUGCGCGCGGCUGAGCCCGCUGCAGCGGUUCGCCAGAGGGCUCGGCGGCCACUCGUGGCACUACGGCCGCGGCAUGGCGGCGCAGGGGACCAAAGGUUAGGGAGGGAUGAGGGAUCCAUGCAUGGCCUUAGCCGCCAUUUUUACUCGCUCUGUUCAUAGAAGAAGAGAUGGCGUUUUUUUUUUUUUUUUUUUUCCUUUUGCGUUUUUAAAAUCGAACUUCGUUUUGAAACCAUGGACGAUGUUCUUGGUCUCGGUCUUCUCCUCUUUGUGGAGCAUGAUCAUUGUACUGUCAACAUAUACGUGUACACAUAAUAGAAUGGAAGAGAUUAUGAAA